Nannospalax galili (Upper Galilee mountains blind mole rat) is the source of this 1436-nucleotide messenger RNA. RefSeq names its product Bardet-Biedl syndrome 5 (gene Bbs5). The transcript is spliced from 12 exons. Gene Ontology annotation, cellular component: BBSome; ciliary basal body. Lineage: Eukaryota; Metazoa; Chordata; Mammalia; Rodentia; Spalacidae. Gene Ontology annotation, molecular function: phosphatidylinositol-3-phosphate binding. The coding region runs from base 113 to 1138 and encodes 341 amino acids. The record is from RefSeq and is a predicted model, not a curated record. Gene Ontology annotation, biological process: intracellular transport; cilium assembly.
AUUGAGCCUUUACUCCUGCCGUAGCCACCGUAACAAAGGCUGCGCGUUGCCGUGGAGCCGGCGAGAUGCCGCAGAGCCAGGUGGACUGCACCAGCGGUAGGCCUGGGCAGUCAUGUCUGUGCUGGACGUGCUGUGGGAGGACAGGGACGUCCGCUUCGACGUGUCCUCGCAACAGAUGAAAACAAGACCUGGAGAAGUCCUUAUUGAUUGUUUAGAUUCAAUUGAAGACACCAAAGGAAAUAAUGGGGAUAGAGGUAGACUCUUAAUAACAAAUUUAAGAAUCAUAUGGCACUCUUUGGCAUUACCCAGAGUCAAUCUUUCUAUUGGUUACAACUGCAUAUUGAAUAUUACAACCAGAACUGCUAACUCCAAAUUAAGAGGCCAAACUGAAGCUCUUUAUAUAUUAACAAAAUGUAACACUACUCGUUUCGAAUUUAUAUUUACAAAUUUGGUUCCCGGAAGCCCUAGACUUUUUACUUCUGUGAUUGCAGUACACAGAGCAUAUGAAACUUCAAAAAUGUACCGUGAUUUUAAAUUGAGAAGUGCAGUAAUUCAAAACAAGCAAAUAAGAUUAUUACCACAAGAACAUGUGUAUGACAAGAUCAAUGGAGUGUGGAAUUUAUCCAGUGACCAGGGAAAUUUAGGAACUUUUUUUAUUACCAAUGUGAGAAUUGUUUGGCAUGCAAACAUGAAUGACAGCUUUAAUGUCAGUAUUCCAUAUCUGCAAAUUCGUUCAAUAAAGAUUAGAGAUUCCAAAUUUGGUUUGGCUCUUGUCAUAGAAAGCUCUCAACAGAGUGGAGGAUACGUUCUUGGCUUUAAAAUAGAUCCUGUGGAAAAACUACAAGAAUCAGUUAAGGAGAUAAAUUCACUUCACAAAGUCUAUUCUGCCAGUCCUAUAUUUGGAGUGAAUUAUGAAAUGGAAGAAAAGCCACAAUCACUUGAAGCUCUGACAGUUGAACAAGUUCAGGAUGAUGUAGAAAUAGACUCUGAUGACCAUACAGAUGCUUUUGUGGCUUAUUUUGCUGAUGGAAAUAAGCAACAAGAUCGGGAACCUGUAUUUUCAGAAGAACUGGGGCUUGCAAUAGAGAAACUGAAGGAUGGAUUCACACUGCAGGGACUUUGGGAAGUAAUGAGUUGAUCUUGAGUUGAGCUGGAUUUCUAUUUAAAGAUAUCUCAAGAUUAAAGUACCACUUACCUGCUAUAAGGCAUGGAAUAGUUUUUAAAGAUUUUGAGAAAGUUUUUUAAUAAUUAAAGAAAAACUUCUUAAUUUUAGAAAACUGCUAGUUUUCUAAAAAUUAUAUUUAAAGUUGUAAUUGAAAUGUAUCUGGUUUGUAAAUGUUUAUAUUGUACCUAAUACUUGUAAAGUAUUAGUAUUAGUUUUCAGAUAUUAAGUGACUGUAUCAUGUUAAGUUUAAUAAAGAUUUUAUGCAGCACCA